AGUAUAAAAAUAUUAAUGCUAAGUAACUAAAAUUUUAAUAAAACAUAAUUUAUCUAGGAAAAUUUGUGUUAAAAAAAUAAAGAUUCCCUAUCUAAUGUAUCCAUUAUGUAUAACACGGUGAUUUUUUACGUUGGCCACACAUAAAGAAAAUUCUGGCAAACAAAAAUAAGAAACAGGAUUUGUAGGUUAGGUAAUAUUUAGUAUCUAUUUCGGUAGGUUUCAUGAAAACGUCAAAAAAAAUUUAAAAUGCAGAUAUUUUCAAAAAGAAUUAUAGCACAAAUAUUAUGUUCGCCGUGUAGAAGGGUAACCGUAGACAAAAGAUUUCUCAGAAAUUCAUCUACGAAUAAAUUAUUAAAAGGUACUUUUAGAAUAGGACUUACAGGUAUAACGGUAGGCGCUUUACUCGGAACUGGAUAUUCUAUACAUUAUUAUAACAAACCACGUGCUCACAUUUUAAAUGAAGAAAUUACGAUUCCUACAGUAAAAGAAAUACCGGACAUCAAACCCACCAGAGUUAUAAAAAAUUACCAAGAUCGUAGUGGCUUAGAAUUAACACUGUAUCAGUAUCAAACUUGUCCAUUUUGUUGCAAAGUAAGAGCUUUCUUAGAUUACUACGGUAUAUCUUAUAACGUUAUUGAAGUUGAUCCUGUAUUACGACAAGCUAUUAAAUGGUCACCUUAUCGUAAAGUACCGAUUUUAGUAGCCAAAGUAGACGAUGGAUUUCAACCUUUAAAUGAUAGUACUAUGAUUAUAUCUGCUUUGGCUUCUUACUUAUUUGAUAAUAACAAUAAGAAUUUGCCAGAAAUAGUUAAAUGUUUCCCACUGAUUAGUUAUGUAGAUGAUGAUGGUAUUAAAAAGAAUGAAAUUAUGAAUAGGUACUUCCUCAUGCUGAAUAAUGUGAAAUAUCAAACCGCAGAAGAAAUAAACAGCGAGGAAAGGAAAUGGAGAAAAUGGGCAGACAAUGUACUGGUACAUACGUUAUCCCCCAACGUAUACAGGACAAAAGAUGAAGCUUUACAAGCUUUCAACUGGUUUUCAGAAGUGGGUGAAUGGGAAGCGAAUUUUCCCAUAUGGGAACGUUACCUCAUGAUUUACGUUGGAGCGUCUGCGAUGUGGUUGAUAGGAAAGAAGUUGAAAAAGAGACACAACCUUAAAGAUGACGUUAGACAAUCGCUGUAUGAUGAAUGUAAUUAUUGGUUGAGAGCGGUCAAAUCCAAAGGCGGACAGUUUAUGGGUGGAUCGCGACCGAAUUUAGCAGAUUUAGCCGUAUACGGAGUUUUGAGUAGCAUAGAAGGGUGUCUAGCUUUUAAAGAUUUGCUGGAAAAUACAAAAAUUGGCGGGUGGUACUACAAUAUGAAAAGGAAUAUUGCUCAACACGAGGGGGCUACAAUGAUAUAAAAUUCGAAAAAUCUGAAAAAUUUUUUAAUAUUAUUAGUAUUUACUUGGAUCGUUUAUGAAAUUUUAAUGAAAAUGUUGUAAAUAAAUGAUUAGUUUUGA
Messenger RNA from Diorhabda carinulata, 1497 nucleotides. It is a transcript of the gene Su(P), whose product is annotated as prostaglandin E synthase 2. The record is from RefSeq and is a predicted model, not a curated record. Bases 247 to 1398 code for a protein of 383 amino acids. NCBI's taxonomy places the organism in Eukaryota, Metazoa, Arthropoda, Insecta, Coleoptera, Chrysomelidae. Gene Ontology annotation, molecular function: prostaglandin-E synthase activity. The transcript is spliced from 4 exons. Gene Ontology annotation, cellular component: mitochondrion.